Molecule: messenger RNA, 530 nt
Organism: Suricata suricatta (meerkat)
Lineage: Eukaryota; Metazoa; Chordata; Mammalia; Carnivora; Herpestidae
Gene: TAFA3
Product: TAFA chemokine like family member 3
Exons: 5
Coding region: 82-483 (133 amino acids)
Biological process (GO): negative regulation of microglial cell activation; neuroblast differentiation; positive regulation of microglial cell activation
Molecular function (GO): receptor ligand activity
Source: RefSeq, a predicted model, not a curated record
AGAGUCUUUCUUACUUGUCUAGGUGGAGUGAGUCUGAGACCAGUGGAUGAACAGACGGAAGCUGAAAGAUCCCAAAAAAGGAUGCAGGAGAGGACCUCUCGGAACUGGAGCCAGGGCCACUGGCUGCUGGCACUUUACCUGGCCUGGCUGUGGACCCCCCUCGCCUCAGCUUCCUUGCAGCCGCCCACUCCCACAGUCCUUGCGAAGCAGGGCACCUGCCAGGUGAUUGCGGCUCAUCGCUGCUGCACCCGCAACCGCAUCGAGGAGCGCUCCCAGACCAUCAAGUGCUCUUGCUUCCCUGGCCAGGUGGCCGGGACCACGCGGGCAGAGCCCUCCUGUGUGGACGCCUCCAUCGUCCUACAGAGGUGGUGGUGCCAGAUGGAGCCCUGCCUGCCCGGGGAGGCGUGUAAAGUGCUCCCGGACCUGUCCGGAUGGAGCUGCAGCAGCGGACACAGAGUCAGAACCACCAAGGUCACACGAUAGCCCUUGGGGUCACGGCCUGGACAAGACAGCUUGACUGAGCCAUGGAC